Messenger RNA from Drosophila sulfurigaster albostrigata, 2655 nucleotides. RefSeq lists its product as uncharacterized. Lineage: Eukaryota; Metazoa; Arthropoda; Insecta; Diptera; Drosophilidae. The record is from RefSeq and is a predicted model, not a curated record.
ACGCAUUCCCUCAGUUGAAAUUAAUUCGACCUGUUGAAAAGACGUACCUAGAUCUCGUACAAUGGGUGCAUUUAAUUCGAAGUCCAAGCACAAGUAUGAUGUGGCUAGUGAAGAACCUAAGGCGCAGAAGAGAAGCAUUACCGCUAAAUCGAAUGACUCUCAAGCACAGAGCAAGAUCGUUACACCGGAUUCCUCUCCAGCCGCUGCCCCUGCCGCGCCAGUUCCAGAAUUUGAUAUUAAAUUGGUACCCACAUGGAUUAAAGAGUCGCAUUUUGUGGAAAUACUCAGAGAGACUGUUCCAAGCUGAAAAAUCAAAAGCUUUCACAUAAAACCCGCUUUGAACCCCGGAGAGAACUAUGCAACACUAAUGCUGAGAGUGAGCUUAGAUGUUGAAUUAUCAGACAAAUCCAGCAAGUCCGUUUCGUACAUGAUGAAAGUGCCACACGAAUCGCCGGAAAUGGAACAAAUGCUCGCCGUUUCAAAUUUCUUUGUCGUUGAGAAUGAAGCCUAUAUAGAUUUGUUGCCCAAGCUGGAGGAAUUGUACAAAGAAAAGGGGCUAGACAUAAGAUUUGCUCCGAGAGCAUAUCAGUUCAAGGAGAGCGUAAAAGAAGAGCCUCGACUUGCCAAUACAGUGUUAAUGUACGAUCUGGGUCAAGAAGGUUAUAAGAACGUCAAUCGUUUGGAGUGUCUCAAUUUUGAGCAGACCAAAGUAGUUCUUAAGAAAAUGGCACAAUAUCACGCUGCGGGUGCACAUUAUAAGAACCUCUAUGGUAUCUCGGAGCGACUUAUGUAUGGAAUGUUUGGGAAGAAUAUUGAAGUUGCCUUGGCGAUGCUAGAAGCCAUGAUGGUACCAACACAGAAAAGAUUCCUUAGUAAUUUAAAGAACUUCAAGGACUGUCAAAAAUACCAUGACAAGAUGGAAGCAUAUUUCGGUAAAAUUAAAGAUCUGUUUAAGUCCAUUGGCAACCACGACCCCAAUGAAUUCAAUGUUAUCAACCACGGUGAUUCUUGGGUCAACAAUCUUCUCUUUAAGAUCGCACUAAAUGGAGAUCUCUCCGAAAUGCUCUUUGUGGAUUUCCAGAAUCCACACUAUGGCCAUCCUUUCGGAGAUUUGCUCUAUUUCAUAAUGACAUCUGUGCACAUUGAUUAUAAGCUGAAGCAUUUUGACUAUUUCAUCAAAUAUUACCACGACCAGCUGAUUGAGCACCUGGAAUUACUUAAAUAUACUGAACGCAAGCCGAAGUUAUGGGAACUGCAUAUGCAGCUAUCUAAACACGCUAGCUGGGCCAUCACUGCAGUCUAUAUGGUGCUGCCCGUGGUUCUUCUGGAUCCCACUGAAUCGGCCACCUUUGAGAACUUCUUUGCAGACACUGAAUCUGGGUCUGAUUUUAAGAAUCUGAUGUACUCCAACAAGCGUUACCAGCAUUAUAUUGAACAGAUACUACCUUGGCUGGAUAAUCGAGGACUCCUAGAAACCUAUGAAGAACUCCCAGGAUUGACUCCUGCUGCGAUAGCAACUGAAUCACCAAAUCAAGUUGAGAUCAAUGUGGAUCCUGAGGCCCCGACUGGGUCAGCAUCGACUUCUUUAAGACUCUGCUUAAAACAGAAGAUAGCCAUGUACUAUGAUGUCAUACCACAGCUGGAGCAACUCUAUCAGCAGGCUGGAGAGCCAGUUGUCUUUGGCCCCAAAAGCUAUACGUUCCAGAAUUCGCCAAAGGACGACCACAUCCUGCUUGAGAACCUGCGACCAGCGGGCUAUAAGAAUGCGGAUCGCCUUAAGGGGUUGAACGAAAGUGAAACGAAACAUGUGUUAGCAAAGUUGGCCAAAUUGCAUGCAGCCUCUGCUCAAUGGUAUGUAACAAAAGGCAAGUAUGCUGAUUGUCUGGACAAAGCUUUGCACAAUGAGAACACUCGUCCAAUCUUCGAAAGUGAGCAAAAUAAAAGUUUUAUGGGACUAGCGGCUGAGGCGAUUCAAAAAUUCCAGGGUAGUGAACUUUAUGGCAAAAAAGUGGUCAAGGUACUAUAUAACCUCUUUACACUGAUAUCCAAGGCGGAGGAGUACGAUGAGAAGCAGUUCAAUGUGAUGAAUCACGGUGACUGUUGGACAAACAAUGUGAUGUUUUCCUAUAAUUCACAAGGACAGAUUAUCGAUACUCUCCUCAUCGAUUUCCAGCGAUCAAACUUUAACACUCCAGCCCAGGAUCUAUAUUACUUCCUGUUAUCCUCGCCCAACUUUGAUAUCAAACUUGAGAAAUUCGAUUACUUUAUUCGCUUUUAUCACGACGAACUGAAGCGAAACCUCGAGCUGCUGAAGUAUCCGCGCCACAUUCCCACUCUAAGAGAACUCCACAUAAUGCUGCUGAACGAUUCCAUUUGGGCUGUGACAACCACAUCCACGGUGAUGUCAGCAGUCCUGCUCGAGCCCACAAAUAACGCGAGCAUUGAGACCAUGUUGGGCAACGAUGAGGAAGGUAAAAAUUUCAAGCGGAAGCUCUUCAAUAAUGACAGAUAUCGCAAGCACAGCGAAGCCAUAUAUCCCUUUCUUAAUCAUAGGGGAUUGCUCGACUUUGUCUAAAGUUUCUUCUUCGCUACUGCCUCUGAAACUAUACAAUUGCAAAAUGUGAUGUAUUAUUUAUAUGGUAUAUAUUGUCAAAU